Messenger RNA from Homarus americanus (American lobster), 807 nucleotides. RefSeq names its product 60S ribosomal protein L12-like (gene RpL12). The coding region runs from base 133 to 630 and encodes 165 amino acids. Gene Ontology annotation, molecular function: large ribosomal subunit rRNA binding; structural constituent of ribosome. The record is from RefSeq and is a predicted model, not a curated record. Gene Ontology annotation, biological process: translation. NCBI's taxonomy places the organism in Eukaryota, Metazoa, Arthropoda, Malacostraca, Decapoda, Nephropidae. The transcript is spliced from 4 exons. Gene Ontology annotation, cellular component: ribosome; cytosolic large ribosomal subunit.
AUCACCAGACGUCCUUCUUUCCUCUCGUGUCGGCCUCGAGGAAGGUGUAACAUCGUUGUGGUCGUCUCAUCUGAGUUCAUCCACCACCUAUCCUCUGGCAUUUAUCCGCGAGUGUGCUUAUAACCCGCCAUAAUGCCUGCCAAGUUCGAUCCUACAGAGAUCAAGACCGUAUGUCUGCGGUGUGUUGGAGGAGAAAUGGCUGCCACCUCUUCUCUUGCCCCCAAAAUUGGUCCCCUGGGUCUGUCCCCAAAGAAGGUUGGUGACGACAUCAUGAAGGCCACAGGAGACUGGAAGGGACUGAAGGUAACAGUGAAGCUCAUCAUCCAGAACCGUCAGGCUCGUGUUGAGGUGGUCCCAUCUGCUGCCUCUCUGGUGAUCAAGGCCCUCAAGGAACCUCCACGUGACCGCAAGAAGGUCAAGCAUAUUAAGCACACUGGUAACCUGACCCUCGACCAGAUGCUUGAAAUUGCCCGAACAAUGAGGCCCCGAUCCCAGGCCAAGGCUCUGAGUGGUACCCUCAAGGAGGUCUUGGGAACAGCACAGAGCAUCGGUUGCACCGUUGAGGGCCAGAACCCCCACGACAUUAUUGAAGGCAUUGAUGAGGGCAGCGUCGAAGUCCCAGAAGAGUAGAGAGAUCCCUGAACUCCCCACCACCACGCUAUUACUCAGGAGAACAUGGCCAAUAUUGUUAGUACGAGAACACGAUAAAGUACAUUCCCGAUAACAUUCCAAGUAUUGUACAAGGACCAACCACUUUACAUGUUACUGACUGUAUUUCCUGCAUGUAAUAAAGUGUGGUGGUGUGAA